This is a messenger RNA of Wasmannia auropunctata (little fire ant), 5109 nucleotides long. RefSeq lists its product as uncharacterized. The record is from RefSeq and is a predicted model, not a curated record. NCBI's taxonomy places the organism in Eukaryota, Metazoa, Arthropoda, Insecta, Hymenoptera, Formicidae. The transcript is spliced from 15 exons. Gene Ontology annotation, cellular component: plasma membrane. The coding region runs from base 1543 to 3141 and encodes 532 amino acids. Gene Ontology annotation, molecular function: calcium ion binding.
UAUACGAGUCAAACCACAAAAUUCAAGGUCCUCGAAGGCGCGCGUGCGUGAGCACGAGCGUACAGAACAGAACUACAGACUACUGCGGAGGCCGGAGCGGACUGCGCGGCGGAGAGUGCGGAGCGGCGCAACGGUUCGCGCGGAGAGUCUGUGCGACUUCACCGUGUGCCGUGUGUGACAUCACGCUUCAUUGUUGGAGGUUUACGUCAUUCCCGAGUCUGCUCGAAGUGUCGCGGCGCGCGCGGAGCGGAGACGACGCGGACGGUACGGUCGGUACGUCGAGUGCACGCAUGCACGCACGCUUGUACGCACGCACGCACGCACGCAUGCAGGCAAACAAUCUCCUUCUCUCGUCUGUUCUCUUCGCGGGAAAGACAACAAGCGAUAAAAUGUCGCCCACCUCGUUGUCGCUGACUCGAGCUGGGAGAUCGAAUCGCUCGCACGCUUGCUCCUGCAGUGUCUGUCGCGCGUAAAACGGAAAGAAAGCGUUCGCGUCUGGAAGUGUCGCGUACAGGAGGUUUGCGACUGUUACUUGAAAAAAAAAAAAAAAAAAAAACAACAACACUUGGUGUCUUUGCAAAAAGAAACUUAUUUCCGUUUGGAGGAAUAUGUCAAUGCGCUCGACGUGUUGAAAUAGCCGCUUAAAGUUUCCUAAUAUGUCAUAAAGGAGACUCGGAGAUUGUUAUAUCAAUAUAUAUAUUUACGAGUGAGAUCCGCGCGCGCGUCGAACGACUUCCGCAAGUUCCGCGCGAUUCGUCAUCGCGUCGUAUUGCACAUUGUCGAUUAGCAGCAAGACAGCCCAGUGAAAAUGUGAUUGACCAUCAUUCGUCAUCCAUACGGCCCUUCUUGAUCACCACUGUCGUGGCACCGUGUGAUCCAUCUUCCUCUAACGCACGAUACGACGACGGCGACGACGACGACGACGACGACGACGCUGCCGGCGCGCCUCUCUUUCAUUUUAAAUAUAACAGUGUAUAAAUAAGUAUGAGCAAUAGCGGGAGUGCGCGGCGAGGCUCUUCGCGUCGCCACUGCUGUUGAUUUUUCUCCCGUCCGCGCGCGCGGAUACGCGUUGUUUAUCAACGUGCUCUGCGCGCCAGACAGAGAUAGAUGUCGAUGGAGUACGAGUGAAUGAGAGCGAGAGCGAGAGUGUAAACGAAACGUUGCGCGUCGUCUCGUCGGAUCGGCCGCACUCGGAAAAUUGUGACUUCUUCCAUUUAUACGUCGUGCUCAUACGGUGUUCUUUGUGCUCUUUGGCAUACGACAUCAAACACCUGCAUCAAGGUGAGCUUGGAACAUUUUUAAUUAGAAGAGGAUAAAGCUUUAUUCUUGAUAGCGAUUUAAUGUGCUGGCAUGUCUGACAAAAAAAUCAUCAAGAAAAGCUUGAAAGUCCUAGCUGAGAAGAACAUAGAUAUGUUUAUAUUUCCAAAAGUAGGCAUUUAAAUUGGUUGCAGUUUUAAAUAAUGAGGAAUAUUUAUCGUCAGAUAUUGAUCAAGCAUAAACUUAACGAUCACCAGUAUCUCCAAUAUACAAGAAAUAUACGUGAUGCUGUUGCUUCCAAAUUGCUUGCAGCUCUACAACAAGCUGCAGCAUGAUGCUGAAGAUUGUCCCGAAUAUACCGAUGCCUGUAUAAUGUUAGAAGAAUUUUGCAUAUUUGCCGCAGAACUGGCACGUCUGUGCGAGCGAGGAACAACAGUUGUUCCUAUGAACGCCUCUUGCUCAUUACACGGUGAUGGAAAAGGCACUAAUCACAAAACUGGCUCAAAAAGGAUGGCAUAUGAGGUAUUUUUGGGCGGGUCUUGUAAUCCAACUACCUGGAGGUCAGACAUAGCCAUACCGACUCUUCAGAAUCUUGGCAUUACUUAUUAUAAUCCUCAAGUGUCACAAUGGGGUCCGGAAUUAAUAGCCCAGGAAUACGAGGCAAAACAGACGGCGCGAGUCUUACUGUUUGUUAUUGACAACCAGACGCGCAAUAGCGCGGGCAUCAUCGAAGCAGCUCAACUGGCAGCUACACGUAGCGAGUCCUUGGUUCUUGUCAUUUAUCCGUAUCGUCAGGGACAAACUAUACUUGGAGAGACUGUUUCCAUGCAGGAAUAUUAUGAUUUGAUGAACGGGUUAUUAGUGCUUCAAUACCUAAUGGAAAGGCAAAGGAUACCAAUAUUCGAGAGUGUGUCAGUUGCCCUUCACUGUACGUCCAAGAUGUUACGUGAAAAGAUCAAUGUGCAGGAUUGCAUGAACACUGAGGAUGGCAUCAGACCUAUAAGAAUCUCGCUUACUCAGAAUGGAAUGGAUACAGUAAAAUUGCGGGAAAUUUUCAAAUCUAUGGACGUUAAUGAUAGUGGCACAGUAAAAUUGGGGGAAGUUUGGGUGAUGUUGCAGUCGAACACAAUGUGCAACACUUUAUCUCUCUCGGAUCUGCUCAACACAGUAAAUAAGUCCGAAAUCUACAGGACAUUGAUAGAUGGAUUUCCGGCAAAAGAUGACCCAACCGAAUUACGAAUCAAUUUCGAGCAGUUUUGCGUUCUAGCAAGCGAGUCGUCGUGGAUGCGGACGAAGAGUAAUGGCAUCUCUUGCGAAAGUGAGAUACCUUCAGUAUGGAAUAUAUUAUGUAGGAAGACCUCAAAUUUCUUGCGCCGAGUUAUCGUACAUCCUUUUAAUCGCUUCCUAGAUUGGACCAAUUCCUUUGUACAAGAGUUCGAGAAAAGAGAUAUUUAUGUUGGCGUAGUCAGUAAAGAUCUGUUUUGGUUAGAAUCUUCCGCAGUACCAUUGAUAGAGUCAAUGAAAUUGUCUCUAUACCGACCAAACUUGAACGAAUACAACAUAAGAGUAUUGCCGCAAGAAUUGCAGAAGAUAAAGAACUCACGACUGAUUCUGUUAAUAGUGCCGCAGCAUUCACGCGGCAUCGCCAUUAUGGCAUUGGCAGCUCACUUGAUUGGACUGCGCGCUAAGCUCGUCCUCUGUGUUCAAACUCUUCCUGAGGGUUCUAUUGUGUCUGAUGAACAAUUGACUGAACAAGCCCGAAAAGAUUACAACCGGGGGAGGAUGUACCUGUCGGACUACGCAACGCGUGAAGGUGUACCUGUUUUUCAGAAUAUCGCUGAUGCUUUGCAACAUGCGAUACAAUUAGUUCAAAGUCCUUGUUGACUUAAUUGCUCUUUACUUUUUUUUUCUAUCGUUUCAUACAGAUAAGCUCAUUAGUUCGACAACUAAUUUAUUUUUAUUCUUAACAAUGUCCAGCUACCAUGUUUGAGAUCUAUGCAAACAUACCAUAGGUAUAAUGAUGAUGAUAAUGCCGUAUUAUCAUUAUUAUGUCUAUAAAAAGCGAUUGUUAAUUAUAUAGCAAUUCAUCCCGUUAUGCGUUGGAUACAAUUGCUAAUAAGCCUGCUUUUUCUCUGAUAAUGUUGCUUAUCGUUAAUGUCUCAUCAAUAUCUAGCUGUACAUAGUAUUAUCACUAUUGUCAUUUUUAAGUUCUUGACAAAGUUAAAUCACAUGCAAUCAAAAGUUAUUUACGUCAAGAUAUAUUCUAUUUAUUGUUAAACUAUUUGUCAUGAACACAACAUUUCUGAAGCAAUUAUUUUUACUUUCGUUGAUCGUUAUAUAUGGUCCUUUUAUUUUUUAUUUUAUUUCUAAAAAAUAUAUAAUUUUAUUGAUUUAAUGAGUCGCGAGCAGCUAACCAUUUUAUUAUUUAGUUAUUUUUAAUUAUUAUGUUCUCUUAUCGAAUGACGUUAAAAUCCUCAUUUAAUUAUUAUAGAACAGUAAAAAAGAAAAGCAAUCUCUCACGGUAGAUGGACAUAUACAAUUUUUCUCUCGUUUUUUUUUUUAUAGUAACUUAAUGUUCGUAAUUUUUUGUAACCUUUUGGUAACGUGGUUGAGGAUUGAUAUAUAUAUAUGUGUAUAUAAAACUCAUAAUUGUCUCUAACGAUCUAAUCAAAUUAUUAACUUUUGAAAUGUAAUCAAGGAAGGAUGCGAGAUGGAAGAUGUGUGGGAUUUACUUGUAUUUUGAAUGCGUGGUACAUAUUUCGACUGACAAUGAGUAUAUACACGCACACGCGCACAAACCGCGCGCAUGCAGUAUGAUAAAUAGGCGUUCUUAGCACAUUUCAACCCGCAAAUGUAAAAUUUCAACUGCCAAUGAUAAUGAGAAUUUCAAUAAGAGAAACUGUACCUUUAAAUUAAACAAUUAAAUUUAAAUCAGUGUAUGUACAACAUAGACCUAUAUAAGUAUGGAUUGACAAUAGAAGCGAAGUCGUGAUCAACGCGCCAUAUGUUUUAUUGACAUGCGUUAUGUAUAUUUUUUGAGAAAGAGAACCUACUAAAAAGUACGUUUCUCUCCAACCUCUUAUGGACUGGAUGCUUAUACAGAAACUACAGCACAUUGCCAGUUCAUACUUGUAAGGUCUAUGAUAUACGUACGUAUGUACGUACGUACAACAUACGUACAACGUAUGAGUGAAUAAAAGUGAGUAAAAGAAAAAAAGGAGAUCGAAAGGACAAGCGAGAACGAGAUGUUAAACUAUUCAAUACCUGCGAAUUGCUCGAAAUCUUGCUCAGAAAUUUCAUAGUUUAAAGAAACAAAUGAAAAAAAAAGGAAGUGGAUUGAGAAAAAAAUCGUUCAUUAUAUUCUUUUGCAUCAUAUCACUUUACCUUAUACAAGUAAAUUAUCAAACAUUUUUCUUUUUGAAAUAAAAUGAAGCUAUUACUAUUUCUCACGCCCUUUCCUUUCGACAUCUUUCUUUACACGAAAUCUUGUACACGAAAUCUUGAUGUAUUGACUGUUAUGUGCGACAGCGAGUAAAAAUUCUUCGAAUUAUGCUCAUACUUAAUGAUCAUUAAGAUUAUAUGAUCCCGAUUAUAACGGAAUCGAUUUUAAGUGUGCCUAAAUUUAUGUGUUACAUCCCAAUUGUGUUAAAGAUACUCGAAAUACGAUACGUUUAACGUCACACGCGUGAAUAAAAGCUUAUAUAAGAGCCUCUGCAUGAAAUUAUAUGCUUAUUAUCGCUACACGUCAUUAUCUUUUGAUCGAAAUGAUUUCGAACGAGCAAUCGCACGAUUGUACUGGAUGUAAUAUAUUAUCAGUCGGAUAAAUGACUUCUAUUCGGCUUUCGGUCUACA